Molecule: messenger RNA, 5157 nt
Organism: Ornithorhynchus anatinus (platypus)
Lineage: Eukaryota; Metazoa; Chordata; Mammalia; Monotremata; Ornithorhynchidae
Gene: ADGRA1
Product: adhesion G protein-coupled receptor A1
Exons: 19
Coding region: 404-3832 (1142 amino acids)
Biological process (GO): G protein-coupled receptor signaling pathway; cell surface receptor signaling pathway
Cellular component (GO): glutamatergic synapse; plasma membrane; postsynaptic density
Molecular function (GO): G protein-coupled receptor activity
Source: RefSeq, a predicted model, not a curated record
CCCGGCCCUGCCGGUGGCCAGCAGCAGCUGCCUCUGCGCCGCCCACCGCCCCAAGGGACCCGCCCGCCGGACCCUGCGCAUCAAGGUGGCCUGCCCCGCCGGCGACCUGUUGGAGACCCUGCAGCCCAGCCUGCUGCCGCGCCACACCGUCACCUUGAUUCUGAGCAACAACAAGAUCCUGUGGGUCAAGAACGGCGCUUUCUUCGGCCUGAGAUCCCUGGAAAGGCUAGAUCUGAAGAAUAACUUGAUUAGCACUAUUGAACCUGGGGCUUUUCAUGGACUUUCAGAACUGAAGCGCCUGGACCUCUCUAAUAAUAGGAUUGGCUGUUUAACCCCUGACAUAUUUAUCGGACUUAACAGUCUUCACAAAUUGAAUUUAUCGGGAAAUAUUUUCUCCAGUCUAAUGCACGGACUUUUUUCUGAGCUUUUAGCCCUGAAAGCCUUACAUUUCAACACGGAUUCCCUCAUCUGCGACUGCAAUCUAAGAUGGGUCCUUCAGUGGGCCCGAAGUGCAUCGGUGCGGAUAGCAGAAGAAACCCUCUGUGCCUACCCCAGUGCCCUACGAGGUCUGGCCUUUCGCAACCUCAAGGAGACCGAACUGACCUGUGCCGGCCCCCUGGAACUGCCCCUUUUUGAGCUGAUUCCAUCCCAGAGGCAAGUGGUUUUCCAUGGGGAUCGCCUGCCCUUCCAGUGCACCGCAACGUACGUCGACAACACCACCCAAGUCCACUGGCAUCACAACGGACGCUUGGUUGAGAGCGACGAAGAGCGGGGCGUGAUUGUGGAAGACAGCAUCAUUCACGACUGCUGCUUAGUUACCCGGGAGCUGAUUCUGUCCAGCAUUGAUAUUAGUGCCACCGGGACCUGGGAGUGCUUGGUCAACAAUUCCUAUGGAUCUAAAACCAAGCGAGUGGAAAUCGCUGUCCUGGAAACAGUGGCGCCUUACUGUCCCGCAGAAAGGGUCCUCAAUAAUAAAGGCGAUUUCAGGUGGCCCAAAACUUUGGCCGGGAUUACGGCCUACCUGCCCUGUCUCCAGUAUUCAUUUAGUUCGAUCUCUUUCAAAAACGGCCCCACAGAAGCCAAGGCCUGGCGCAAAUGUAAUCGGACCGGACUUUGGGCUGAAUUCGACUAUUCCGAGUGUCCUUACUCAAAAGAAGUCACACAAAUCCUUCACGCUUUCAGCAUGAUGCCCAUCAAUGCAUCCAAUGCCCUUGAGUUUUCCCGCCAACUUAGAAUCUAUACAGGAGGGGCUUUCAACUUUGCAGAUAAGAUGGACGUUGUGUAUCUGGCCGAAAUGAUGGAAAAGUUAAUCGUCUUCGUGGAGGAAGUCAAAGACCUCGGCGGGGCUCUAGUGGACAUCGCCAGCAACGUAAUGGUGGUGGACGAGCACGUCUUGUGGACGGCCCAGAACGAAGACAGAGCCUGCUCCCGGAUCGUGCAGUGUGUGGAACGAAUCACGCCUCUGGCCCUGGCCAGGGACACGCCGGCCCUAUCCAAGGUUUCGCUGAACAUCGCUCUGGAGGCCUUUUGGAUCCAACCGUCCAGCUUCCCGGGGGUGACCUGCACAGCCUUCCAGAAUCGGCCCGCUUCCGGGGACUGGGCGAGGCUCAGCUGGGGGAGGCACCGACACCAAGACUUCCACCCGGACCAACGCUUGAGUUGGAAAUGCCACCCCGGGGAGCCCGGCGCUCCCGGAGACAGUUUCUCCGCCAAGAAUACUGUAGCUGUCGCUUCAGUUCAUUCAGCACAGCCCGUCUUCUCUCAGUCUCCGGUCUGGCAAUCUGUUGAUAACUCCAGUUGCCGGCUACAAUUCAUCGUCUUUCGCAAUGGCAAACUCUUUCCCAGCACGGGGAACUCGUCCAACCUUGCGGAUCACGGACGGCGGAGGACGGUCACCACACCGGCGGUCUUUGCUAAAAUAGAUGGGUGCAGCUCCGGAAACCUCACCAGCCUGCUCACCGUAGGACUGAGGCACUUUGCCCAGGGCACGGAUCCCAUCGUAGCCUUUUGGGACUUUGACCUUCGCGGUGGACAUGGAGGCUGGCGCGGAGAAGGGUGCCACAUAAUUAGCUCCGCGGGCGAUAGCACCACCGUUCAGUGUACACACUUCGGUAACUUUGCAGUGCUCAUGGAUUUGAAGACUGUGCUCUCCCUGCCCCAGUACCCAGGGGAAUUCCUCCACCCUGUGAUCUAUGCCUGCACUGCAGUGAUGCUACUGUGCCUCCUCUCGUCUAUCAUUACCUACAUCGUGCAUCACAGCACAAUCCGAAUCAGUAGAAAAGGAUGGCACAUGCUUCUCAAUUUCUGUUUCCACACCGCUCUUACGUUUGCCGUUUUUGCUGGUGGAAUCAAUCGCAUAAAAUACCCAAUUAUUUGUCAAGCUGUUGGCAUCGUCUUACAUUAUUCGACACUUUCCACCAUGCUCUGGAUCGGGGUUACAGCAAGAAACAUUUACAAGCAAGUGAUAAAAAAAGCCCACCCGUGUCCAAAUGGAGACCCACCUCCUUAUCCUAAACAACCAUUGCUCAGGUUUUAUCUGAUUAGCGGAGGUGUUCCUUUUAUUAUAUGUGGAAUUACAGCUGCAACUAACAUCAAGAAUUAUGGGACUGAAGGGGAUGAUGCACCAUACUGCUGGAUGGCCUGGGAGCCGAGCCUGGGGGCCUUCUACGGGCCCGUGGCCUUCAUCGUGCUGGUCACCUGCGUCUAUUUCCUCUGCACCUACGUCCAGCUGAGACGCCACCCGGAGCGCAAGUACGAACUGAAGGAGCGGCCGGAAGAGCGGCAGAGGCCGGGCGGGCCGGCCGAAGCGGGGCCCGGCCUCCCGCCGGCCCCUCGGCCCGGCCCCUCGGCCCCCUCGUCGCUUCUGGAAAACGAGCACUCGUUCAAGGCCCAGCUGCGGGCGGCAGCGUUCACCCUCUUCCUGUUCGCCGCCACUUGGACCUUCGGGGCCCUGGCCGUGUCCCAGGGCCACUUCCUGGAUCUGGUCUUCAGCUGCCUCUACGGGGCCUUCUGCGUCACGCUGGGCCUCUUCGUCCUCAUCCACCACUGCGCCAAAAGGGACGACGUGUGGCACUGCUGGUGGGCCUGCUGCCCCUCCCGGAGAGACGCGCCCGCCCUCGCCCCUCCGGGCGCCCCCCGCCCCAAGGCCGCCAUCAACGGGGAGGCCCCCCGGCCCGGUCCGGCCGAGCCCGCCGGCCUGGGCCACCCGGCCCUGGGCUCCUGCAAGCUGACCAACCUCCAGGCCGUCCAGAGCCACCCCGUCAACUGUCUGUCGCCCGUGACGCCCUGCUGCGCCAAGGCGCGCUGCGAGCAGCUGAUGGGGCCCGACGACGAGGACGACGAGGACGACGACGAGGACGACGCGGACCACGAUGGGGCCCGCGGCCACGUGCCCGGAGAGGGCGGCUUCGGGCCCGCCCCGGCCCUGAGCAGGUGCCCCAAGGGCCGAACCAAAGCGCGCUACCUGAGCUGCCCCCGGGCCUCGUACGCCUACCACAUCCCCUCCAGCCUCGACGGCAGCCUCCGCAGCUCGUGCACCGACAGCCCCCGCGACGGUCGCCCUCCGGGAGACCCAUACCGGCCCCUGGCCACCACCAGCCAGCCGGGAAGCGGCGACGCCAGCCCCGUGGGGCUCUACAGAGGGGCCGGCUCGGCCGACGGGACCCCGGGACCUCACUUGGAGAUGCAGGCCCGGACCCGGCCUCUGCGCUUCGGGCCCACGGGGCGCGACGGGAUCCUCCAGGGCAAGCUGCUGCAUGAGGCCCUCGUCUACGGUUCGGAUGGGACGGGGAAUAUCAAAACCGGCCCCUGGAAAAACGAAACUACCGUGUAGGGCUUCGACCCGGGCCCGCCCCCACCCCCGCCUCCGCCGAGCUUGUCUUCGAAACCGGGGAAGAUCGAUCCCAGAGCUCCUUACGACGUCGACCUUUUCCAGCUUUUCUCUCUGCUGGGAAGGACGCCUACCGAAGAGACGCGGCAACAGUAGCCAGAAUGUGAAGUGUCUGUCUGUCUGUGGGUUUGUUUGCUCGUUGGUUCGCGAAAGGUUAAAGGGAGUGCUGAGAGAGGUUUGGAAAAUCCAUCCUACACAACUGACUCUGAGGCAAUAUCCUUUGGUCACCCAGAAUGGUGUUUAGGCAGACGGGCAUUCCCUUUUCGAUCACUGCUUCAUUGACAAAAAGGCCUCCAGGAUGUGGGAACUUUCGUUUUUUUCUUUUAACCUGCAAACAUCCCAAUCUCUGCUUCUCUAGAUUGUUUAGGGUUUGUUUUGAGUGAGCCAAUUUCGGUGGGCCGUGGAUUUAAUAUGCAAAAGCAACAGCCAUAGAAAUAAAGGGCAGGAUUUUUUUAAAAUAACUGUCAUCAAUUUUUAGACCUCCAAAAGUGAUACUGCCUCAAACGUCCUUACUGUAGCGUGUGGCCUGUAAAAUCACCUAAUGCACAGUCUCUCCCUCCAUGCUGGAGAGAAGUAGUAGGUAAUUGAUAUCUCUGUUACAUCUCCAGCGUCGUACCAGUUGUGUUCUGCAUGCCCCAUGUCGGCUAUUUCAUUUGCUGCUGUUUUCUGGUGUUAAACGUGUUUAAAAAAAGCAGUAUUUUAAGAGACUGCAAAAGCCCUGUUGGUAUUGCCGCAGAGCAUUACGAAUCCACACUGAUCUCCACCGGACUAAUUAAAGUGGCACGAUCCCUCAUCCGAGGUUAUACGAUAGCUUUGAUAAGGGCCCACUCUAAUAUCUCCGUCGAGCAUGCACAAUCGUGUUUUGCGACACUGCCAUGGACUGCCAGUUGUCUCUGCAAGUUUGACACUCUGUUGUAAAAUAUGCCUUGGGAACACUCCUGUCGGCUGUUUCCCAAUCACCGCUGCCCCCCAUAAUGCAGUGUUAUCAUUAGCUCUUGGGGGACUACAGUCAUCUUUCACUGGGACCGUAACAUUCUGUGUUGGCCGAUCACGUGAGGAAAGGGGUCUUGUAGCAGCACUGAUCGAUGACCGUGUGUUUAUUUGAAAUUCCAUCACCAUCAUUAUUGUUGUCGUCAUAGUUAUGAUUGCGUGGGAAUGCCGUUCCUCUGAAAAAUCCCAGAUGUAUACGUGAUCUUCGAGUUACAGCAUGGCCUAGUGGAUAGACCCCCGGGCCUGGGCGUCAGAAGGACCCGGGUUCUAAUCCCGGC